Messenger RNA from Sphaeroforma arctica JP610, 705 nucleotides. RefSeq lists its product as hypothetical. The transcript is spliced from 3 exons. Gene Ontology annotation, molecular function: U6 snRNA binding. Gene Ontology annotation, cellular component: spliceosomal tri-snRNP complex; P-body; U6 snRNP. The record is from RefSeq and is a predicted model, not a curated record. NCBI's taxonomy places the organism in Eukaryota, Ichthyosporea, Ichthyophonida. Gene Ontology annotation, biological process: mRNA splicing, via spliceosome; nuclear-transcribed mRNA catabolic process; P-body assembly. The coding region runs from base 202 to 654 and encodes 150 amino acids.
GGCCCCAAGUCAGUGCUGGACUAGGGUCGCCGUAUUCUUAUUUCAAAAAGUAUCAUGUUUUAAAAUAAGAAAAUUGUAGUUCUACUAUAUGUAUAUAUGUACCGUUAAAACACCAUACUUGAAGAGUCCAGCAUCUCGAGUGUUCCGUGCAUACAGUUGUCGGCUAUACAAUUAAAUCAAGCACAGUCAAGUUUGUAUAAGAUGUUACCUUUAUCAUUAUUAAGGACUGCGCAGAACCAUCCCAUGCUGGUGGAACUGAAGAAUGGGGAAACAUACAACGGCCACUUGGUCAACUGCGAUAGUUGGAUGAACAUCAUUUUGCGAGAAGUAAUUUGUACAUCGAAGGAUGGCGACCGAUUUUGGAGGCUGCCGGAGUGUUACAUUCGGGGAAAUACAGUAAAAUAUCUCUCAAUUCCGGACGAGGUGCUCGAUAAAGUCAAAGAAGAUCAAGUUACGUCCAUGAGCACAACGGGUCGUGGGCGUGGGCGCGGCGGCGACCGUGGGCGUGGGCGAGGUGGUGACCGUGGACGUGGUAGUGACCGAGGAACACGUGGUAGAGGAGGAGGCAGAGGUCGCGGGGAUGGGAGGGGCAGAGGAGGUCGGAGCGGGGGUGGGGGGCGUGGAGGUUACAACAAAGAGGAUGCCAGUCAAUAGAUAUAUUUAUUUAAUUUAAGAUUAUACAAUGCAAGUAAAGACGUCGUUGAU